UCGGAGUUGCUAAUCUCCAGUCGUUUUUCACCUUUCAUCAAUAUAUUUUCUAAAAAAGCUGACAUGCCUACUCGGAACGUAAAACUGAUUAACUUUAUCACCGAACCAAUUCGCGACAAACCCGUGACCGAGCUGCCAGGAAUCGGCGUAACAUUGGGCUACAAACUGACCGAUGCCGGUUUCGGAAGGGCCAGCAGUGUCCUGGGGCAGUUCCUUCUCUUCGACAUGGACAAAGAAUACUUCUGCGAUUGGAUGUUUGAAAUAUGCCAAGCGAAUGCCCGUCAAGCGCAAGAAUGCUGGCACUGCCUUCUAAAAUGGUGUGACGCGUUCCUAUAAGCUUGUGUUCCUGUGUUCCAGCUUAGUUUCU
Molecule: messenger RNA, 367 nt
Organism: Drosophila elegans
Lineage: Eukaryota; Metazoa; Arthropoda; Insecta; Diptera; Drosophilidae
Product: barrier-to-autointegration factor-like
Exons: 2
Coding region: 64-336 (90 amino acids)
Molecular function (GO): DNA binding
Source: RefSeq, a predicted model, not a curated record